Messenger RNA from Mytilinidion resinicola, 2987 nucleotides. RefSeq names its product Rho-GTPase-activating protein 8. The coding region runs from base 321 to 2720 and encodes 799 amino acids. The record is from RefSeq and is a predicted model, not a curated record. The transcript is spliced from 6 exons. Gene Ontology annotation, biological process: cytoskeleton organization; small GTPase-mediated signal transduction. NCBI's taxonomy places the organism in Eukaryota, Fungi, Ascomycota, Dothideomycetes, Mytilinidiales, Mytilinidiaceae. Gene Ontology annotation, cellular component: cytoplasm; cell division site; plasma membrane. Gene Ontology annotation, molecular function: GTPase activator activity.
CAAGAGAGAGGCAGCUGAAUGCUACUCCUGUCACCGGCUGAGGCUGAGCUACCCGCUCUCUCCUCCAGACUUCUUCACUCUUCAUCUUUCACAGCGCCAGCAUCCGACAUCUGCUGCGCGCCCAGUGUAACGCCCGCGCACGUUCACGGCCACCUGUCGCCCACCCGAUCAGCAGCCCCAUCUGCUCCCGUAUUGACGCCCCAGACGCCUAGGUCUCACGCUCAUUACCUACCCCUACUUUUCUCUGGCAUAAGCUGCCCCCUUUGCACUCUAACCCUAGACCACGUUGUCUGGAUUGGCGGCCCUCUGCAUUCCACAAUAUGGCUGGCUUCGCAACAUCCUUUUGGUCUAGCGACUAUGCUGGCGGCUUGGGCGUUCUAUUCGGGAAGCUCCAGCAGGGCGUGCAGGAAAACCAGCAGAUCCUCAAUAUAGCCCGCCUGCGCGCUGACGCUGAAGACACCUAUGGACAGAGCCUGGCUACGAUUGGCCCAGCAACAGACCGCAUCCCUGGUGGAUUCAGUAGCGAUGAGGGCGCAAGUACACGGAAGGCUUACGAAGGCGUGCGCGGCGAGAUGGACGCAGCAGCGAACAGCCAUCGCAAGAUCGCUUCCAAUAUCAGAGAGCUAGUCGUGAACCCUUUCAGUCGCUGGUGCGAGGCACACGCUGCUCGGGUGCAAAAUUCCCAAGACGACCUCCAAUCGCGAAUCAAGAUACACGACAAGCAGGCAGAUGCUGUUCGCAAGUUCCGCUCUCAAUACUACAACAAGUGCAGACUGGUGGAGGACAUUGAAGAGGAAGAUAAGCUUGCAUUCCAGGAUCCUCAGAGCGAAUCGGCCACGAGCCCGAAGAUCAAGAACAUCCCCACCAUCAAGAUGUCAGAGCCGGAUGAGGCUGAGCAGGAGCCAAUCGAUAUUGGCGACGAAACAUAUCAGCCAGAGCAGGUCAAGCGGAUACUCACUCAUAUGCUGGAGAACAUCAAAAUCGGAGAGACCAGGGUUCCAAUCUUGGGUACCUACCAGAAUGUGUCCAGCGGUGCCGACAUCACGGAAUAUAUCCAGAAGCACAUGAACGCCUCUAGUGUCAGCUAUGCCGAGAGAAUCGGACAGGAUAUGGUGAACAACAACUUCCUGAGGCUCGUGGGCAACGUGGGCAACACCUUCGCCAACAGCACGCGGAUGAACUAUCAGUGGAAGCCGAUUGUGUUCCAAAUCACCGGCAUCCCUGAAAAGAAACAGCCACUUGUUCGUUCCUCUACCACUAUGUCUUCGGAAAGCGUUGAUUCCCCAGUUGGAGCUGUGGGAGAGUACUUGGCUGGGUGGAACCCCUUGAACAACCCGUACCCGAACGAAACCCCAGCCGAGAAGCUUCGACGAGAGGCGAGAGAGUCUGACGAUCGGUACAAGGCAUCUGUGCGAAAAUUGGACUCUCUGCGCUGCAACCUAGAAGAAGCAAUGGUUGAUCAUUUGAAGUUCAUGGAGCGAUGCGAAUUGGACCGACUAAAGGCGAUCAAGUCCGUCAUUCUAGACUUCUCAGGUGCCAUCAGCAAUGUUAUUCCGAGCUUGCAGAGCACGGUUGACAACAUGAUGCUUUUCCAGGAGACGGUGCAGCCUCUGGGCGAUUUGAGAUACCUCCUUGAAAAUUACAGGACCGGCCAGUUCGUUCCUAGGGUGCAGACAUAUGAGAAUUACUACAACUCUGUCGAUGAGCAAACUUUCGGUGUGGAUCUUGAGGCGCGGGCUAGGUCCGACAGGAAACGUGUCCCUAUCAUCGUGACUACUGUGCUCACAUUCCUCGAUAAUCAUUACCCAGAUCUCGAAGGCGACGAAGCACGACGAGGAAUAUGGCUGGUCGAUGUUCCUCUAGCAGCAACACACGCGCUCCGAGCGGCAAUAAACACCGGGAAAUCGAUCCCGCAAGAUGCCUUUGAUAAAUUCGAGGUUCCCGUCGUGGCUAGUGUACUGAAACUGUACCUUCUAGAGCUCCCAGAUUCUUUGGUUUCUUCGCACGUCUACGAAAUCAUUAAAACGAUCUACAGCACCACGGCAACCGACGCAAGCGAGGAGACACGUAUAUCAGUCAUCCAAUCCACUCUUGGCCAACUUCGCCUAGCCAAUAUUGCCACCCUCGAUGCUAUUACGACACACUUCACCCGUCUAAUCGAGCUCACUUCGGCAGACGAACAGUACAUCGCUGCUCUGGCACAGACACUGGCGCCAUGCAUCCUCCGCCCACGCCAAGAAUCCAGCUUGACGAUGAACGAGCGCUACGCCUACCGCCUAAUUCGCGAUCUCUUCGCCCACAAGGACGCCAUCUUUGGCGAGCUGAAGAGAGCCAGCACGCUGACCCACUCCUCAUCUGGCGCGAAUCGACCGCGUGCCAUCAGCACUGAUGAAAGCAACAGGCGCGCACACAUGGAGGAGCGUCAGCGCGCUAUAGCCGCCAACCGCUCCCGUGCUGCGUCUCCGGCUCCGUCGCCACGAUCUCAUCGUCGCGACCGAAGUUCAGGAGGCCCGGAGACUCGUUUCCCGGUCGCCACGUCCACCGCUUCGCCUACGGAGCGGAGAGGCACUGGCGGCGCGGCGCGUAACUCGCUCGAGGUGCCUGGAGGCGCGGAUGCGACCCCAGUGGUUGACGGGAACAAACCCAACGGCACAGCGGGGCUGUCGCGGAAGCCGAUCGAGAGGGGCGUGCAGUUGGAGGACAAGCCUAUGGAUGACUAGUCGAACAUGCUUGGAUGGUGUUUGCAGAUUGGCGGUAGUCGGCGAGGAACGAGUGUGAAAGAGUGAGUGCGGUGGGAGAAAUUUGGGCUUUGAAAAGGUGUGGUCAUUGAGGGAGUCCGAUUUUGGGGAAGGGAUGGGAUCCUCUUAAUGUAUAUCAUUGUAGCCUCUUUUAGCGGAGCUUGGCGAGUGAUAUCAUCUGGCUCUUUUUUUGGUCGGGUCAAUGGAUAGCGAUGGUGUUUGUUGUGUUUGAGUAGAUGGGGUGCGAAU